AUGGCCGCCGUCAGUAUGAUGCCGCAGAUGAACGGGGGGAUGCACGGAGGAGACGACCGACAGGAUCUGCCACGACCGUACAAGUGCCCUCUGUGCGAUAAGGCUUUUCACCGCUUAGAACAUCAGACGAGACAUAUUCGAACGCAUACGGGCGAGAAACCACACGCCUGCCAAUUUCCUGGCUGCACGAAGCGCUUCUCGAGAUCGGAUGAACUGACCAGGCAUUCGAGGAUACACAACAACCCCAACUCGAGGAGGAGUAAUAAGGCACAACAGGCCGUGGCACAGGCCGUCGAGAAUGGAAUGCAGCAUGGUGCUUCAAUGGCUCAGAUGAUGCCUCCGCCAAAUAAGUCAAUGUCGAGAUCUGCUCCUGCUUCUGCCAUCGGCUCACCGAAUGUCUCACCUCCACACUCCUUCGCUCAGUACAACAGUCCCAUGUCUUCCGGUCUCAAUCCGUAUGUGCGAAGUCUAGGAGGAAGUCCCAAUAAUGGACAGAACCUCGACAUCAAUCUUCUCGCCACAGCAGCCACCCAAGUCGAGCGAGAGAGCACGUUGGCAACACAUCAUCCUCACCACGGUCGACACCACCCAUACUACAGCCACAGCUCUCACAGCAGCCGAAACCACCUCCCAUCCCUUUCCGCCUACGCCAUGUCAAGAUCACAUUCCCACGACGAAGACGACCACUACGCACACCGCCACGCCAAACGCUCCCGCCCCAACUCUCCCAACAGCACCGCUCCCUCCUCACCCACCUUCUCCCACGACUCCCUCUCUCCAACACCAGACCAUACCCCGCUCGCCACCCCCGCCCACUCACCACGUCUCCGUCCCUACGGCGGCGGUUACGACCUCCCGGGAAUCCGCAACCUGAGCCUCCAACACACGCCCGCUCUCGCGCCCAUGGAGCCGCAGCACCUCGACGGUCAGUACCACGCCAACAGCACCGCGACGUCCGCUCCGCGCACCGGCCUCACGAUCAGCGACAUCAUGUCGCGAACCGACGGCACGCAGCGCAAGUUACCAGUCCCGCAGGUCCCGAAGGUGGCUGUGCAGGAUCUGCUCACGCCCGGUGAUACGGGUUUCAAUUCGAGUGGGCAGAGUAGUACGACUGGGAGCGUGGCUGGGGAUAUGUGA
This is a messenger RNA of Mollisia scopiformis, 1137 nucleotides long. Its product is annotated as putative DNA-binding protein creA. The record is from RefSeq and is a predicted model, not a curated record. The coding region runs from base 1 to 1137 and encodes 378 amino acids. Gene Ontology annotation, molecular function: RNA polymerase II cis-regulatory region sequence-specific DNA binding. Gene Ontology annotation, cellular component: nucleus; cytoplasm. The transcript has a single exon. NCBI's taxonomy places the organism in Eukaryota, Fungi, Ascomycota, Leotiomycetes, Helotiales, Mollisiaceae.